Molecule: messenger RNA, 3499 nt
Organism: Oncorhynchus keta (chum salmon)
Lineage: Eukaryota; Metazoa; Chordata; Actinopteri; Salmoniformes; Salmonidae
Product: 39S ribosomal protein L27, mitochondrial-like
Exons: 5
Coding region: 136-714 (192 amino acids)
Biological process (GO): translation
Cellular component (GO): ribosome; mitochondrial large ribosomal subunit
Molecular function (GO): structural constituent of ribosome
Source: RefSeq, a predicted model, not a curated record
GUAAUACCAAAAAGCUCAUUUUAGUUUAAGAUUUUUUUAGGACGUAGACAAUUUUGACUUUGGCUGUGGUAACUCGGGACAAGCGGUCUGUAGUUCAGAAUUUGAUGUGACAACGUUGACGUCACGUGAUCCAACAUGGCGGCGCUCGCGUCCUUGAUGUUCAAGUCCAGAUCAGCCUGUGGAUUUCUGAACAUAAUGCGCCAACCAAAUGGAGGUAUUUUGGAUAUAACAAUAAUCUUUAUGGAACAAAAGGAACAUUUAUUGUGUAACUGGGAGUCUCAUCAGUGCAAACAUCCGAAGAUCAUCAAAGGUCUUCUGCUCCCUUGCCGGUCCUCUCUUGUGGACUGGGUGCGCUUUGCAUCCAAGAAGGCAGGCGGUAGCAGCAAGAACCUCGGGGGAAAGAGUCCCGGUCGCAGAUAUGGCUUCAAGAGAACAGACGGGAACUUUGUCCAUUCUGGCAACAUCCUAGCAACACAGAGGCUCAUGCGGUGGCAACCAGGAGCACAUGUGGGGAUUGGAACCAACAACACCCUUUAUGCCCUGGAGGAUGGCAUUGUCAGGUUCACUAAGGAGGUGUAUGUUCCAGCCCCACGCAGCACUGAGACAUUCAAGGUCAUCACCAAGUUGCCCACAGGAACUGUGCUCUACAAGACCUUUAUCAACAUAGUGCCCAACAAACAAGAGGGCAAAUUCAAACUGGUUGGCAUGUUCUGAAGACUGCUGACUCAUUCAUAUUCCACUCUGUGGAAGAUGAAAUCCUACUUUUUCUAUGGACUUGGCAGAUUGAAAGGUUCUGUUCAACCGCGGACUCCUUUGUCGUGAAUGUUGUGGAACCGAGCUGCUGUGUGGUGAGGAGGAAUCUGGAAGUUCUGAGGGAAUUCCUCAAAGCUUCCUGUGUUGUUGUGGUGACCGUUGCCAUAUUUUCAUUGAUCCUACACAAUUUGACUAUGGUCGAAAGUUUAAUCAACAGGCACCUACCUGACUUAUUGUGCUGUAAGAAGACUCCAUCCAAUAUAGUUUUUUAUGAACUGGGUGGUUUGAGCCCUGAAUGCUGAUUGGUAUUUUUACUGCUCUAAUGAUGUUGGUAAUCAGUUUAUAAUAGCAAUAAGGCACCUCGCAGGUUUGUAGUAUAUGGACAAUGUACCACAGCUAAGGGCUGUAUCCAGACACUCCGCUUUGCGUCGUGCCUGUAUAUUGGCCAUAUACCACACCCCUUCGUGCCUUAUUGCUUAAAUAGAUAAUCAUGACAUCAGCAGUCUGUUAUGUGCAUUGUAAGCUUAGUCAAUGGAACAAUUUCAUGUGUAUCCAAAAGUAUUUCAUUUUGGGAAUAUUUUUGUAUCAUCUGGGGGGAAAACUCUGUAUGGUUGACAAGGAAAACAUGAAAACACCCCUUGAUCAAGUGUGAGUGUGGUCUAUAGUUCCUGAACUAACCACAGGGUGUUUCAAGGCUUAACACAGAGGUUUCCCCUCUGAUUUCUCCAAACAGGCCACAGAGGGAUAAUGUGAAACAAAAAAAAAUACUACAAAGCAGAGGGAAGUAAUAUCACAGUUUUUAGCAUCAGACUGUACUCUAAAGAACUCUCCUUAAUAAUUUACUCUCUGCCCCAUGUGGUCUCUUAAAGCCAACUACCUCUUUCACAUAAUUUUGUGUUGAUGACACCGGUUCAAGAGACGUUGGGUGUCGACUUGUAACCAUUAACUCAAAUAUGUAUCUGGGGAAUUUUGUGUAGACCCAUUCACAAUCACCAGGAUGGACCCAUUUUAGAUAAAAACAAAAAACUGCAAAUAGACACCCAUGACAGGAUGUGUGUAGUAUUCCCCAAACAUUUUACAGAUCAUUCUUUACUCUGAGUUUAAGUAAGGUGCCAUGUUUUUUUUAGGUUUUUUUUAGGGUAUGAGUUACAGAUAGCAUGAAUUAUAUUUCAACUCCUCUCUUAGUGGUAUGCAGGGGAGUGUGGAGUACAUUCAGAAUACCCUUGGUACCUUCACUAUGAAACGACAGCUUGUUAAAACAUGUAUGAUGAAGGCCCUCUACUAACUGAUGAGUGCUGUACUUGAGAUACUAUAUAUUUUUGUACAUGAUGUAUGUGUUAUGAGAGUUGAUAAGGGAGGAUAAUGUACACUACACAAGAGUUGGGGGGGAUAACUCUGCAAAGAGGUUAGAGGUCAAAAUGAGGUCGCGACUCUCUCCACUGAUUGACUCCCUCUCUAGGUUAUGGACAUAUUUGUACCUGGUAGAGAAAAACAGAUGAACAUAAACAGGAGUUUAUUCCCUUUUGAUAUCUUGACACUAUAUAUUAUAUUAAUCCUCAUCAGAUUGAUAUAGCUCAAGUUAAUACAAAUCUUUUUUAUUUAAGCGCAUAGUUCAGCUAUUUCAUUUAUCUGCAUUGGUCAUUUAAGCGCAUAGGUAUUUUAAGUGCAUAGUUUACUUUUACUUAUUUUUUGAUUUGGGUGAGACAUAAUGAAUGUUUUGCAUAGUUACGUAUCUGUCUAAAAACGCAUUGAGAAACCCCAUUCCAGUUUAGCCCAGAAGGUAAAACGUCAGGGUCAUGGUGAGUUUCUCUGCGUAGUUAGUUUGACCUAGUUAACCGUCCCUGAAUGAACACAGUGCGUCCCAAAUGGCAAACUAUUCCCUAUAUAGUGCACUACUUUUGACAAUUAGGGUGCCAUUUGGUAUACAGACAUUGUCUGUCUCAGUAGUGUUGAUCAUUUGUGAUGCAUUCAACCACAACAGCUCUCUGGUCUGGCCCUACACUCAAAGAUAUCAGUACAUGUUAGGUAGCUAAGUAUUCAUAGCUCAGUGUUCUUUUGUAACAAGGGGAUUUAGAUUUUUCAUUAACACGUUCAACCCGAGACAAUGUCUAUGUUUUGUGGUUGUCUACGACUUUGAACGUUGUGAUGAAGCAUCAGAUGUCUGCUGCUGAGGUGCAGAUGUCAUCUUUCCACACACUGGAGUAUGUCUAGAGUUUGAAAUGUAGGCUUAUUUGAUUAUCUCAGGGGUGUCAAACUCAUUUUGCACCAGGGGCCGCAUUCGGUCUUUACCGAGGUCCAGAGGGGCGCAUUUAAAAUGGGUUCUAUUUCCUCACCAUCUUAAUGUGCAAAAAAUAGUCCUGUAUCAAUAACCUUUUGAAUUUUUGAUGCUCCCCGACUGUCAAGCUUUCACAAGCUGGACAGAGUGAAGAAACUAUAAAAGUAUGUCCAUUAUAAUUUCUACACAGUUUAGAUUUUGUUUUAGUCAUUUCAAUUGAAAGUUUUUCCCCAGAUAUUUUUUUUUACUCAAACAACCAGUGGGCCGGAAUGAAUGGACUUGCGGGCCGGAUCCAACCUGCAGUUCGCAUGUUUGGCACCCCUGAUAUAACUGAUAAAUGAUAUCAUUGCCAGUGGCAGGAUAUCAAGCCAUUUACAGUGUACAGUUGUGUUAAAACCACUCGCUACUCCAACUGAUGACGGUCAGAGCCGAGAGUGGUCUCAGGAUCAUAAACUGAGUGAAACUGAGUCA